UUACCACUGAAUAUAUCUUUGCUUAGUUAAUCUUAAGUUAAUUUUAAGCCUGCCCAUAAUGCUCUGCAUACAAGGGGCUUUGGCAUGUUACACUUAACCACUGUAUUUCCUUGUACUUCUAUGUAUCAUGUUCAAAUAAAUAAAUAUUUUAUUUAUAAUGAGUUCUUAUCCACAGGGUACACCAAUUCUAAUCAUUGGACAUCAUAUCUUAUAUGGCAAAGUGCAAGAUCUUGAAAAGCCACUUGCAGUUAUGAGAAAGACUUGGGUUUCCAGCAAUGACACCAGUGGUAUGGAUAUUGAUGAACUAGACAGUUUGCAAGAUGGCCAUAGACAGCAGUCUGUGGAGUACACUAUCAAGGCAAUUAUUAGGAAAAAGCUUCUCUUUAAAACAAGGCCAAAACCAAUCAUAGCAAGUACUCAAAAUGCAAAUCAAAAUUAA
Molecule: messenger RNA, 439 nt
Organism: Cherax quadricarinatus
Lineage: Eukaryota; Metazoa; Arthropoda; Malacostraca; Decapoda; Parastacidae
Source: RefSeq, a predicted model, not a curated record